CCAGCGCUAGCUAACAUCCGAGAUGAUAGAUGUUAGAACUCCCGCCCCGAAACCCAGAGACAUGGGGUUAUUUAUACACACAUGUAGGCGAUCCUGCAGUUCGUCGAGCAUUCGGUCAGUCUUAUCUCGUAAAAGUUUGCGUUUGGAUGGAUUGCUCGGUCGUUGGCACAUUCAUUACGUUUUCGUUAACGGCGCGAGGCUGUUGUGUUUCUUUAUAUAAGGCGGUCGCAUGAGGUUCUCGAUUCUCGGUUCUCUAAUUUUUAAAAACUUGUUUUCGUUUUACAUUCAAAGAACGUACCUCCCAUAUAUGUAAACGAUCAGUAAUUGCAGGCUGCUAUCACUUAUAUAGGCAUUGGUACUGAGAGAUACGAUGUCUGGCAAACAAACAACCUCGACUUUGGUGUUUUUUGUGAAUGGAAAAAAGGUAACGGAAGUGAGUCCGGAUCCAGAAUGCACGCUCCUCACAUAUUUACGCGAAAGGCUUCGACUAUGCGGCACGAAGUUGGGAUGUGCGGAAGGAGGAUGCGGCGCCUGCACCGUGAUGGUAUCCCGUCUGGACCGUCGUGCCAAUAAAAUCCGUCACCUGGCGGUCAAUGCUUGUCUGACACCAGUUUGUGCCAUGCACGGAUGUGCUGUGACUACUGUGGAGGGCAUCGGUAGCACCAAGACCCGUUUGCAUCCAGUGCAGGAGCGAUUGGCCAAGGCGCAUGGAUCCCAGUGUGGCUUCUGCACUCCUGGCAUUGUGAUGUCAAUGUACGCGCUACUCCGAAAUGCAGAACAACCUUCUAUGAGAGAUUUAGAGGUGGCUUUUCAGGGAAAUCUGUGCCGAUGCACUGGCUAUCGCCCCAUCCUCGAGGGAUACAAGACGUUUACCAAGGAGUUUGCCUGUGGCAUGGGCGAUAAAUGCUGCAAGGUUAAUGGCAAAGGAUGUGGAAGCGAUUCGGAGACUGAUGACAAGCUCUUCGAGCGCAGUGAGUUCCAGCCCUUGGAUCCCAGUCAGGAACCUAUAUUUCCACCGGAACUUCAGUUAAGUGAUGCCUUCGAUUCGCAGAGCUUGAUCUUUAGCUCGGACAGGGUGACCUGGUAUCGUCCUACUAAUCUGGAAGAGCUCCUCCAGCUAAAGUCUAAGCAUCCUGCUGCCAAGUUGGUCGUGGGCAACACGGAAGUGGGUGUUGAGGUCAAGUUUAAGCACUUUUUGUACCCGCACCUCAUUAAUCCCACCCAGGUGAAGGAUCUGUUGGAGAUCAGAGAGUCUCAGGAUGGUAUUUACUUUGGUGCCGCAGUCAGUUUGAUGGAGAUCGAUGCCUUACUCCGCCAGAGAAUCGAAGAGCUGCCGGAAUCGGAAACCAGAUUGUUCCAAUGCACUGUGGAUAUGCUGCACUACUUUGCCGGAAAGCAGAUCCGGAAUGUAGCCUGUUUGGGUGGAAACAUUAUGACUGGUAGUCCCAUAUCCGAUAUGAAUCCAGUGCUCUCGGCAGCAGGUGCUCAACUCGAGGUUGCAAGUUUUGUGGAUGGAAAGAUCCAAAAGAGGACAGUUCACAUGGGAACUGGAUUUUUCACUGGCUAUCGAAGGAAUGUCAUUGAAGCCCAUGAGGUGUUAUUGGGUAUAAACUUCCAGAAGACCACUCCGGAUCAGUAUAUCGUUGCUUUUAAGCAGGCCAGGAGAAGGGAUGAUGAUAUAGCCAUCGUAAAUGCCGCCAUCAACGUUCGCUUUCAAGAGAAAUCUAAUAUUGUGGAGGAAAUAUCGAUGGCCUUUGGUGGAAUGGCUCCUACUACAGUGUUGGCACCGCAAACCUCCCAAUUGAUGGCUGGAAAGGAAUGGAAUCACCAGUUGGUUGAGCGAGUGGCAGAGAGUUUGUGCACGGAGUUGCCACUGGCUGCCUCCGCUCCUGGUGGCAUGAUCGCCUAUCGUCGAGCUUUGGUUGUCAGCUUAUUUUUCAAGGCCUACCUGGCCAUCACUCUGAAGUUGAGCAAGGCAGGGAUAAUAUCCUCGGAUGCCUUACCUGCCGAGGAGCGAAGUGGUGCAGAGACCUUCCAUACCCCAGUCCUGAAAAGUGCCCAGCUCUUCGAGCGCGUGUGCAGUGAUCAACCCAUCUGCGAUCCCAUUGGAAGACCAAAAGUCCAUGCAGCUGCCUUGAAACAGGCCACCGGAGAAGCUAUAUACACCGAUGAUAUACCUCGUAUGGAUGGUGAAGUAUAUUUGGCCUUUGUACUUAGUACCAAACCGCGUGCCAAGAUCACCAAACUGGAUGCCAGUGAAGCAUUAGCCAUGGAGGGAGUUCACCAAUUCUUUUCCUACAAGGAUUUAACCGAGCAUGAGAACGAAGUGGGCCCUGUUUUCCAUGAUGAGCAUGUCUUUGCCGCCGGAGAGGUUCAUUGCUAUGGUCAGAUUGUGGGUGCUAUUGCAGCGGAUAACAAGGCGUUGGCUCAAAGAGCCGCACGGUUGGUGAAAGUGGAAUACGAGGAGCUGAGUCCGGUUAUUGUCACCAUAGAACAGGCCAUCGAGCACAAGUCCUACUUUCCGGAUUACCCUCGUUUCGUGAACAAGGGAAAUGUGGAAGAGGCCAUGGCUCAGGCAGAUCACACUUUUGAGAGUACCUGUAGAAUGGGCGGACAGGAGCAUUUCUAUCUGGAGACCCAUGCGGCUUUAGCUGUUCCUCGCGAUAGUGAUGAGUUGGAGCUUUUCUGUUCCACUCAACACCCCUCGGAGGUUCAGAAAUUGGUGGCUCAUGUCACAGCUCUUCCUGCCCAUCGGGUCGUCUGUCGAGCAAAGCGUUUGGGUGGAGGCUUUGGAGGCAAGGAAUCAAGGGGUAUAUCCGUGGCCCUUCCUGUCGCCUUGGCCGCCUAUCGGAUGGGUCGCCCUGUUCGCUGCAUGUUGGAUCGUGACGAGGACAUGCUCAUCACUGGUACACGCCAUCCCUUCCUCUUCAAAUACAAAGUAGGUUUCACCAAGGAGGGUCUAAUCACUGCCUGCGACAUCGAGUGCUACAAUAAUGCUGGAUGGUCGAUGGAUCUUUCCUUUUCGGUUUUGGAGCGUGCAAUGUAUCACUUCGAGAACUGCUACCGGAUUCCCAACGUACGAGUGGGUGGCUGGGUUUGCAAGACGAACUUGCCCUCGAAUACGGCAUUCCGUGGUUUUGGAGGCCCUCAGGGCAUGUACGCCGGAGAGCACAUUAUCCGAGAUGUGGCACGGAUAGUGGGUCGUGAUGUGGUCGAUGUGAUGCGAUUGAACUUUUAUAAAACAGGAGAUUAUACCCAUUACCACCAGCAGUUGGAGCACUUUCCCAUCGAAAGGUGUCUGGACGAUUGUAUAAAACAGUCCAAGUACAACGAGAAGCGUUUGGAGAUUGCUAAGUUUAAUAGGGAGAAUCGAUGGAGGAAACGUGGAAUGGCAGUGGUGCCCACGAAAUACGGAAUUGCUUUUGGUGUCAUGCAUUUGAAUCAAGCGGGAUCUCUGAUCAAUAUCUAUGGUGAUGGAUCUGUGCUGUUGUCCCACGGAGGAGUUGAGAUUGGACAAGGUCUGAACACCAAGAUGAUCCAGUGCGCCGCCAGGGCUUUGGGUAUUCCUCCAGAACUGAUUCACAUCUCGGAGACAGCUACGGAUAAAGUACCAAAUACUUCCCCUACGGCGGCGAGUGUGGGCUCGGAUCUGAAUGGAAUGGCAGUGCUGGAUGCUUGUGAAAAGUUAAACAAAAGAUUGGCGCCCAUCAAGGAGGCUCUGCCUGGUGGCACCUGGAAAGAGUGGAUCAAUAAGGCGUACUUUGAUAGGGUCAGUCUCUCUGCCACUGGUUUCUAUGCCAUGCCAGGGAUUGGCUAUCAUCCGGAAACAAAUCCCAACGCUCGAACCUAUAGCUAUUAUACCAAUGGAGUGGGAAUUAGUGUGGUGGAGAUCGACUGCUUGACUGGCGACCAUCAGGUGCUCAGCACGGAUAUCGUUAUGGAUAUCGGUUCUAGCCUGAAUCCAGCUAUCGACAUUGGACAGAUCGAGGGAGCUUUUAUGCAGGGCUAUGGACUGUUUACUUUGGAGGAACUUAUGUAUUCACCACAGGGUAUGCUCUACUCUAGGGGUCCUGGAAUGUAUAAGCUGCCAGGAUUUGCCGAUAUUCCCGGCGAGUUCAAUGUCAGUCUUCUAACUGGUGCUCCUAAUCCUCGAGCGGUUUACUCCUCCAAGGCCGUAGGAGAACCCCCGCUUUUCAUUGGAUCAUCGGCUUUCUUUGCCAUCAAGGAGGCCAUUGCAGCUGCCCGUGAGGAUCAGGGCUUGAGUGGAGACUUCCCAUUAGAGGCACCUUCCACCUCGGCUCGCAUACGAAUCGCCUGCCAAGAUAAAUUUACCAAUUUGCUGGAUAUACCAGCGGCGGGAACCUUUACUCCAUGGAACAUUGUGCCUUAGAAAUUGUUUUUAUGGUUUUUAUCAUUUUAAAAAUGUUUUUAAUUUUUAAUUUGUUUUGUAUAUAGUUAAGUUGAAUAAAUGUUUUCAAGUAAAUUAAUGUUAAUUGAAUACA
This is a messenger RNA of Drosophila eugracilis, 4502 nucleotides long. RefSeq names its product xanthine dehydrogenase (gene ry). Gene Ontology annotation, molecular function: FAD binding; iron ion binding; molybdopterin cofactor binding. The record is from RefSeq and is a predicted model, not a curated record. Lineage: Eukaryota; Metazoa; Arthropoda; Insecta; Diptera; Drosophilidae.